This is a messenger RNA of Paramecium primaurelia, 805 nucleotides long. Lineage: Eukaryota; Ciliophora; Oligohymenophorea; Peniculida; Parameciidae. The record is from the annotation of a GenBank genome assembly.
AUGGUAGGUUUAUCUAAAGUUCUAUAAAUGAUUGAUCAUAAAUUUAGUAAACUUAGAGAAUUUAAGGAAACUUUAAUUUCAACCAAUAUAUAAAAUAUUGAAAUGAUAUCAAGAAAUUUAUUUGAAAUCAAAUCAAAUAUUACUUAAACUAUUGAUUAAUUGAUUGGUAAUUCUGAAGAAUGGAUCAAAUUUCUUAAUUAAUUAGGAUAACAAACUUAAACUUUAAAUUUUUUUUAAAGAAUUAGAAUUACUUAUUUAAAAUUAAUAAACAGAUAUUUUAAAUCAACAAAUACUUAAAGAAAUUUAAGAAAUUAAUCUAUCUUGGAUUACUAAAAUUACUUAUAAGAUUUAAUAGCUAAACUACAAUCCUAAAUCUUUAGUAAAAGAACUUAGAUAAUAAUUACUAACUCUUGUAAAUAACUAUAAAAAAAAGUAAACCUAAUAAAAUUAAUAAUUAAAAGUUGAUUCAAUUAAUCUUAAAUUAAUAAACAAUACUUAUUAUUAGUCUGAUGAUUGCUUUGCUAUUUCAUUUAAUAAUAUUGGAUCUCUUAUGAUUUCUGGAUGUGGGAAAUAUAUAAAAUUAUGGGAUUUUUUAAAUGGGAAUAUAAAGGAAGUUUUAAAAUUGAAAGGACAUGAUGAUAAAAUAAGAUGUCUUUCUUUCACUCAUUCUAUUAAUAGUUUCAUUUCGGGUUCUGGAGAUUGCUCAAUUAGAUGUUGGAAGCAAAUCACUUUUAAAUAAUGGAAAUCUUCGAUCAUACUGAUUAAAUUGAAUGUAUACUCUUAAGCAAAGAUGACAGUUAAUUGA